Messenger RNA from Betta splendens (Siamese fighting fish), 6120 nucleotides. It is a transcript of the gene plcd3a, whose product is annotated as phospholipase C, delta 3a. NCBI's taxonomy places the organism in Eukaryota, Metazoa, Chordata, Actinopteri, Anabantiformes, Osphronemidae. Gene Ontology annotation, molecular function: phosphatidylinositol-4,5-bisphosphate phospholipase C activity; calcium ion binding. Gene Ontology annotation, biological process: intracellular signal transduction; lipid metabolic process. The record is from RefSeq and is a predicted model, not a curated record. Bases 3380 to 5728 code for a protein of 782 amino acids. The transcript has 15 exons.
UAAACAAACGACAUUUAUUGUGAAGCUACCGUUGCGACCACAUCCUCGAGCCUUUCGUUGUCGAAGGGUGGGUCAGAUGAUCUCACGCUUGCUCAAUAAUCCCGUUAACGGUGGACGGAAUGGUCCAGAUCAGUUCUGAGUAUUUCUGCGCAACCCAUGUUCUGAUACGCAGUGUUAGUUUCACACUGUUGUGUCGUCUUAACAGCUAAGGAUAAGCUAGCUAGCUAACGUUAGCCAAACGUUAACGUUGGUUAGUAAAUAAGCGCUGUGUUGUGACGCUACCAGGCUAAACACCGCAUCAUUCAAUAAAGUAUGAAGCAAUACGCAUUAUAAGUAAAAAUAAAAAUAGUGCUUGUGCAAAAUAUUUAAAGAAAGCCUACGAUCAACGACACACUUUAUAAAGCUAGGCUAGCUAAUGCUAAAUAGCCUACGCUACACCGUAGCAGAAGUCAAAAAUAUAAACGGUGAACCGUCAUUAUUAAAGCAAAGAUUCCGGGUUUUUGUGGAUAUAUUGAAUAUAAAAGAUGCAAAUGAGUAACGCCACUGAAACGAGCAAGGCUAACCGCUUGCUAACUAGGCCAGUGUGUUGAUACGGGGUCGGCGUAUUUGCUGGAAAGUAACGCUUCCCUUGAGAGUUUCCGUCUCAUUCUUGCGAUUAAUGUAACCGUUUGUGGUUUGAUCGCUCUGUUGGAACAAUGUGAACCGCGGCUUGUAAAAAUACACGAACAGGAUAUAAAACAGUCGUCGUUUGUAUUUCUCCGUCACAUGAAACCCUCGAAGAACUAGUUGAGUUUCAGGACGUAGACAGACCCUGGUGUUGCAAGCAGCACUAAAGCUUUCUUUUAGUUGGCUGCUACUUAACGUUAGCAAACUAGUUAGAUUCAACCCGCUAACCAAGCUAGUCAAAUAGCGAUCUAGCCGGUCUAGUUUAUUAAAACUAUUGAUUAAGAAUAUGUAAAACAACCAAUACAAGCAUAUUGUGGAAAAAGGGGUAGAAUUAAUUGUUUUUGUAAGUAUUGCACUAUUGCACAUUUAUGAUAAGCAUGUGAAAUGAAAUGAUACUGAAGGGUGCUUGCACACACAAUGCCUCAUUGUCUAAUGGACAGAACUUAGUCAGUGCAUGGACUGCAUUUGUAGCUGUGCAUGUUUCGCUGCAUCUCACACACUUUCCUGCCAGUUUUCACAAAGGGCUGCGCGCGCGUCCGUGUGUUCCUCAGCCCGUGUCCUCUUAUGGUAACUUAGGUGACUGCUCUCUGCUAGCGCUGCUUGUGAAGCCUGGGAAGUGGCUGCAAACAACACAGGCCUGGUGCUUCUACUAAUAGAAGCAGGCAGAGUUUCAGUUCGGCUGAAGGAGGGAUCCUUUGAGGAAGACGUGACACGUUCCUGUUCGUACGGAACCUAGUGAGAUUGAGAAAUCCUGCCGAGGGUUCCCAUGUUCUCGAAUCAAGGAGCCGUGCAGCUACAGAACCAGAGCUGCUCCUGCAUAGAUCACAGCUUGCAGGGAUUAGCAGACAUGACUUAAUCUCACCCUAUCUAACGUGGUUGUGGUUGCAACUGAGAGGAGAUAGCAGCGAGCGACUUUGUUAUAGGCUCACUCGUGGCCUUGAAGUGUAAACGUAGGUAAUGAUUGAUAUCCAGCUCCGCAUGGGCGGCUGUGAUCUUUCGAUUUCCAUGAACGCAGCAACUCCACGUUGUUGUUUUUGCAACAGCGACAGACACGGGAGGCAUCGGCUGCAUGAAAUGAGUGAGUGGAGGAAGCACAGCACAAUAAGCGCACGCCACCCACCCUGGAAGCAGGCUUGUUUAUUCGUCUGCGGCCUGAGGUAUCGGAAAAGAUCAUGUUUUCUUCUCACCGUGAGGGGAACCUGCUCCAGCCACCCUGUUGAGUUCUGCACCCCUCUGUUGGAACCCCCUGGAGAAGUAGAACCCUGCCUUUGAUUUUAUACCAUAUUAUAUCAGCAUGUAGGUGCGUGCUGCACACAUGGCUGCAGAAUAUAUAUUUGAUACAGGAUUGAUUAUUGUUGGGAGUUUAGCAGUUACUGUAAAUAACCAACAGGGGGCGCUGUAUCACAAUUCUUUGACAAAUUCCAAAAGUAGCUUUUCUGUUUAUAAUACAGACUUUCUUCUGUCUCUGCUUUGUGUCAAAAAUGUUUAUUUAUAUAUUUAUUUGGUGGAAUUUAUCGUGGCUGCCUUCGUAGGUUUAGACCUGGGAUUUAUAAUGAUUUCUCCAUUAGACAAAUUUUGCACAUUAAGUAGUAAAAUGAAAAGUUUUCUCAUUUGCUUUCAUUUCUGAGGUAUCUAUGAUUCUAAGAUUUGUUGCUGUUCCAUCCAAAAACAACGCUUUUGGUGUUUGUAUUUUCAGUUUCAAACAGCAUAUGACAACUAUGUAUGUUACUGUAAAAUUAUCCCUGUUGUUGUGAUGAAUCCUUAAAUAAACUUGGAUGUUGUGUUCCUGUCUUGGAAGCCACACCCUCAACGAGGAAAUGAUUAUUUAACACACAUGUGUGAAUUUGUUGCCAGUUUAGACGCUGAGCUCUUUUUAUAACGUCAUGAAGAAUUAUUUCUCUUAUUAGAAAUGAGAGCAGAGUGUGAGCACCAGCCAGUGACGUCACGCCGAAGACAACCGCUGAACGCUUGUUACAUGUUAAAUCAUACGUCUAAAUCCUAUAACAGAGUGAAUAACACCCAGUUUUAAUUAGACAAAGGAAACCAAAGAAAAAGGACCGAACACGUUACAUGUCACAAAAUGACAACUGGAGAAUUUAACCUUAUAUAACUUAAUCCUCCUUGUGUGAACAGAGCAGCAGUAGGUCUGUUCAAGUCUCGGCUUGUCCACAUAUUUUGUUGUAGUAGUUGUAGUAAUAGUUUUGGGACUCUUCAUUUAUGUGAUCGUGAUAAUUGCACGUGUCAAAACGUCAAACGUAGCUGCGGACUUUCCGCGUGUCCCACAGUUCGUCAGGAGGUAUUUGUGUGUGUGUGUGUGUGUGUGUGUGUGUGUGUGUGUGUGUGUGUGUGUGUGUGUGUGUGUGUGUGUUUGUGUGUGUGUGUGCCAGGGGGCGUAAAGUGUGCGCGUUUGUUGGAGUCAUAUUACGCGCAGGCAUGGAUCGCAGGACCGGCUGGGACUUUUUAAACAUAUGGAAAAGAUAUAACCACUGCGCUCGUCUCUCUCUCUCUCUCUCUCUCUCUCUCUCUCUCUCUCUGUCUCUGAGUUUGUGGAGCGACACAAAUCCACACUCGCCUGAAGACACCUGCAGCCUCACACUUCGCCCCGUUUCGCUCACCGGACCGGGCGGUGAGUCCAGUUUCCAGGUCUCGCUCGCUGAGCCGGUCUAAAACUACGCCGGAGCGUCUUUGAGUGAGAGAACGCGUCGGCAGCAGCAUGUCUAGUCCCCGAGAGCAGCGGAGGAAAGUUGGGGAAAAGUCGACGGACCCUCUGAAAAGGCUCGGACUCGUGGACAACGAGGACAUACGCGUGAUGAUGCGGGGCUCCAGCAUGGUGAAGGUGCGCUCGCCGCGGUGGCAGAAGAGCCGGACCCUGCAGCUGCUGGAGGACGGGCUCACCGUGUGGUGCGAGUCCACCAAGAGCUCCCGCAAAGCCAAGUCCCAGCAGACGUUCGCAGUGACGGAGGUGGAGUGCGUGCGCGAAGGCUGCCAGUCGGAGGCGCUGAGGCCCCUGUCCGGGUCGGUGCCGGAGAACCGGUGCUUCACCGUGGUCUUCAAAGGAACCAGGAAGAGCCUGGACCUGCUGUGCACGUGCGAGGCCGAAGCCCAGCACUGGGUGCGAGGGCUGCGCGCGUUAAAGGAGGGCGUGGCCACCAUGAGUCAGAAGGACAAACUGGACCAUUGGUUCCGAGGCUACGUGAGGCGAGCCGACCAGAACCAGGACGGCAAGAUGAGCUACGACGAGGUCAAGCGGCUGCUGCUGAUGAUCAACAUCGACCUGAGCGAGCACUACGCCCGCGCCUUGUUCAAGAGGUGUGACCGAUCCGGUGACGGGCGCCUGGAUCACAUAGAGAUCGAGGAGUUCUGCAGGGAGCUGAUGCGUCGGCCCGAGCUGGACGCCGUGUUCAGGCACUACUCGAGUAACGGGUGCGUGCUGUCCAUAGCGGAGCUGAGGGACUUCCUGGGCGACCAAGGCGAGGACGCCUCGCUGGGCCACGCUCAGAAACUCAUACUCACCUAUGAGCUCAACGAGUGGGCUCAGAAGAACCAGUUAAUGACGCAGAACGGCUUCACUAUGUACAUGCUGUCGCUGGAGAACGACGUGUUCAACCCCGACCAUGCCCGGGUCCACCAGGACAUGACGCACCCCCUGGCCCACUACUUCAUCUCCUCCUCACACAACACCUACCUGACCAAGGACCAAGUCACGGGCGCCAGCAGCACCGAACCGUACAUCAGGGCUCUGAAUCAGGGCUGUCGCUGCGUGGAGCUGGACUGUUGGGACGGCGAUAAAGGCGAACCUGUCAUCUACCACGGCCACACGCUCACCUCCAAAGUGCCCUUUAAGGAGGUCAUCGAAACCAUCAACCAGUAUGCCUUCAAGGCGUCCCCGUACCCUCUGAUCCUGUCCUUGGAGAACCACUGUUCCGUGGAGCAGCAGGCCGUCAUGGCCAAACACCUCCGCACCAUCCUGGGCCACAAACUGCUCACCAAGGCCCUCAGCGACAGUCCGCUGAUCCAGGAGCUGCCUUCUCCUGAGGAGCUGAAGGGGCGUAUUCUGGUGAAAGGAAAGAAGCACGCGCCUCACCUGGGGCAGGUGGGGAAGACCAGCAGCACCACCAGCUUCUCCUCCAGCUCGGACGACGAGUUAACGGGCAGUAAGAACACGCCCAGGACGGAUCCUGCAAAGGUCAGUGCCAAACUGAGCCCGGAGCUGUCUGACCUGGUGGUGUACUGCAGGAGUGUUCCCUUCCACGGCUUUGGAAACGCAUGUGAAAAACCGCCCAACGAAAUGUCCUCCUUCUCCGAGAGCGAAGCCCUCAGGCUCAUCAAAGACUCUGGAAAGCUUUUCGUAAGACACAACAGCAGGCAGCUGAGCCGGAUCUACCCUUCUGGCCAGCGCCUCCAAUCAUCCAACUAUGAUCCCCAGGAAAUGUGGAACUGUGGCUGCCAGAUGGUGGCUCUAAACUUCCAGACCCCCGGUGAGCAGAUGGACCUGAACCAGGGCUGCUUCCUCGCCAACGGCCGCUGUGGCUACGUCAUCAAACCGAGCUUCCUGUGCAGCCCGACAUCCGACUUUAACCCAGAGAACACAGGGGGAGGACCCGGCCACAUCCCCACCCAGCUGACUCUACGGAUAAUAUCUGCACAGCAGCUGCCAAAAAUCAACACGCAGAAGGCAAGCUCCAUUGUGGAUCCGCAAGUGUGGGUGGAAAUUCAUGGAGUGGCUAUUGAUAAUGCAAAACAAAAAACACAGCGCAUUGAUAAUAAUGGUUUUAACCCGCGAUGGGACUGCACGCUGAGCUUCCAAAUGCAGGUGCCUGAACUGGCCCUGGUGCGGUUUGUUGUGGAGGACCACGACCACACGUCCAAAAAUGACUUUGUGGGACAAUUUACUUUACCUUUCACAAGCAUACGCACAGGUUAUCGACAUGUGCACUUGUUAAAGGCAGAUGGUUCCAGUCUGUCCCCAGCCACACUUUUUAUUCACGUCAAAGUGAGUCGCAGAGGAAUUCCCAUCAAAAGUGUGUCUGAGCGAAUGAAGAUGGCCAAAGCUAAGGCAUGACAAGCCUCUGAAUGAGAUGGAAAGAUGCAUAUUUAGACACAAAGGGCUUUGGAAAAACACAACUUUGGAUAUAAGAAGAGAGAAAGACCCACUGUUGCGGCGAGUCUGUCCCACAAUGGUUCAGUUUAGACUGAGUCACUUUCCAAAGAUGCCUUUUGAUGCCUCUGAUUUGCAUCGGACUGAAAGAAGAAUCCAUGAUACUGGGGGAGCAUUUGGUCAUGCCAGUGCUGACUGCCCCAGAAACACAGCACUAAUCUUGGACUUCUAACAAAAUAAAAUUUUGAUGUUAGUCAAUGUGUAGGAAGUUUACCCUCAUGUUUUAGAAAAAGGUACAAUAACACUUUUAUCUUUUUUAUAUGAAAUAAUGAUAUAUAAUAAUAUAUAAAAAAUAA